UAGGUGUAUUUGGGCAGGAUUUAUGUCGUUGGGUAUCCCUGAGAUUGAGAGAUUUCCUGUGUGGACUUUUGUAGGGAAUGCCUAUUUGUCUGAAGACUGGACAAAAAGAUCUCCAUUGUGUACAUUCUUUGGCUAUGAAAGUGUUGUGCAGUCAAACAUGCAAGUAUUUUUCAUAUACGAAAUGUCCUAUGGCAAAGCAGAAGAUGAUGAUCCAAAGAAUUCCAUAGUGUUUUUCCAUCCAGAAAAGGUGCCAGAUAACCAACGUUGUAUCCUAUCUUGUCAGUUGGUGGGUACUGUCCAGUUCUUUAAAUGUUGUUUGAUGACUCCAAAGGUAAUCCAUCUUGAGAAAGGUAAAUUUGCAGUCCAUACAAGUGAACAAUUUAUGGUGGCACUAGGUGGCAGUACAGACAUGCCAGAAUCUAUUUUAAAGGGUCAGUUGCACCACAUUAUGUUGAUGUUUCAGUUCUUUUAUCAGAGCAUUGAAUCUGUGAGAAAGAUUUAUGGAGAAGACAGAGCCAAAUUUCUUACUGAAAUGCAAGUAAUCUGGAAACACUGUCUUCAUGUAUCACAGUACUUUGGUGACUUUCUUUCUCUAACUUUAUCUGCCAUACCAUAUCUUAAUAUGACUAAGCUUGAAGUUCCUAUCCUAUUGGAAGCCUAUCACCUUGUUAACUGUUGUCAAGAAUAUCCUGGAGUAAUUUCAGGCUCUGUAUUUUACAAACAAAAUGUGGUCUGUACAUACUUACCUCCUGAGAUUAUCCAGAUGUUACUUAUACUUGAGUAUAUAAAUAAGAAGGUUCACACAGUUAAUACACUCGGACAUUUAACAAUACCUCCUGGUGUCAGCCUCAUACAAGUCUACUUGACCAGAGAUCAACUAAUAAGUGUCUUAACGAAUGUUUACAAAGGUUAUUCUGCAUGUUCCAAAAUGAUGGACCACAGUAAAUCCCAAGUAAACAAUGUUACAUCAAAAGAAUCAACUUUGAGAAAUAAAGAGUAUGUGUCAUAUAGUGACAGUGAACUUAAGAACAACAAUGCCAGCUAUAAGUGUACUAAGAAAUUUUCAGCAUCCUGUUUAUCAAAACAUUUAUCUUUAAGAGACAACCAUGUUAAGUGUUGGAGUGAUAUCUCCGGUCUCUACAGUGAGUUAUAUCUCUUUAGAGCUAAAUCAGUUUCUACUAGUCUGCUUUAUGAAAAUGGUUCUUCUCAAGUUGCUGUGGAGGCAAAAGAAAAAUCUAAACUUAAGGUCAGAUGCAAUUGUUUAGUUGAAGCUUUAAGUGCAAAACAAGAAUUUGAAUCUUUACAUCAAGAAGUCCAAAACUCACUCUCUGACCUUUCAGUAGGUCCAGUUUUAAAGUUAAAGAAGAAGCUAAAACUACAGAUCUCAGGGAAUAACCUACCAUAUAAAUCUACAUUUACAAACAAUAUAAGAAUGUCUCAAAAUUGUCACAAAAAUAAGAAGAAAAUACAAAAUUUGGAAGAGCAUCCCUUGAAUUUGCAUGUUUCAAAUAUGCCAGACCAUUCUCUCAUGUCUUCUAGACAAUCUUUGCAUCACUACGUACAGGAAAGCAAAAAUAUUUGUUGCGAGAAUCAAGACUUUCUUAAAUUAGAUACAUUGAGUGCUCAAAAGGAUGGAGCCAAAGAAAAUGUUCACAACUCUCAAGACCUUGAUGUUUGUUUUACAUGCAAUAAUUCCAGCUUUAAGACUUCAAUAACUGGAGAAACCUCUUGGUCCUACCCUCUUCUGACCACUCAUCCUCACUUAGGUUUGCAGAAGAAUUUACUUUAUCCAAUAAAGUGCAAUGUUUCUUCAGAUGUUAGUUCAUGCAUUGAUAUGGACAAAAAGAAACUGAGUUUACAACAUCUUUCUUUCAACACUUCAAAUUUUGAGUCUCCAACUUGUCUCUUGAAACGAGAGAACUCACAAACUGCUGUUCCCAAAAAAUAUGUAUCAGUAUCUUCUGGUGAGGGCAUUGACCAAGACAGUGAAAAGGAAGAGCUAUAUCCAUUGACACUAUAUAUCCAGAAGCACUGUGAAAUGGUGAUGGUUCUUCUUCUGGACCAGGAAACAGGGUUUCAUUCACAGAAUAUUCGCUCUCUGUGGAAUAUGGGUUUGAGUCACCUUGGCAACUUAGAAGUAACCUUAAAACAAAGUAUGCUAGACCAAAAUCCGAGCUUUUUCGAGAAAAAUCUCCCUUUUGAGCGUGAAGUGGUGUUUGAUAUCAUUGGAAGGAAACUAUCAGGUGAUAUAUUUAAGCUCGAUCCUAAGCAAAAAAAGGACCUUGUGUUUAGUCGCCAUGUUCAACAAAUUAGUGAGGAUUUCAGAAAAAAUCCAAACUUAUCAGAAGUCACUGUUGUUUCUUUUGAUGGAAUAUCUAUGACAGCUCAUCAGGCUUCCAAUGAACAGAUAUAUUCACAAGAUCCAGCAACUGCCUUGGGUCUUUUUUCAGUAACUACAGAUAGUUCACAUUGGCUUAACAAGUGACAAGCAAACCAAACAUAAGACUUAUUUCUCUUGUUGUUUUGAAUUCAUAGGUUGUUUUUAUUUGUAAAGGCAAAGGUGAUUUCCAAUGAGUGAUGUUGUUUUUUAUGUUAUUCACUCCUCCUAAUCUGAGUGAUUUUACAGCACUUUUGUUGCUCUUGUUAAGGGAUCAAUUUUGAAAAUAAUGUUUACAAUACAUCUGUAAAAUAAGCAAGAGCAUAAAACAAUAUGAAACUGAAAUAUUUAUUGUGUAUAUAAUUUGAAUGAACUUGUUUCAGAUGAUAGAAAAUAAAUUAUUUAAUAAAAAGUCAGGAUCAUUACACAUACUAAUAGAUAAUGGGGCUUAUUUUUAUUGAAUCUUUGUUUAUAUUUUAUGUGUGUAAAUAUUAUGUAAACUUAUCAUUUUGACAUAUAUUUUCCAAUCAAACAAUUCUUGUACUACAAGUGCUGAGAAAGUCACAACUGUGAAACAUUGACAGAAUUAAAACAUUUUAUUUUAUUAGCUGUAGGGUAAAGAUUGUUUUUCUAACUUUAUUGACAAAAUGUGUACAUAUUAUUUUACAAAUUUGCAUUGUUUCAAUCAAAUUUUGUAUAAGCUGUUGUUAUUCUUAAGGUAAACACGUAUACAGUUUUGUCGUUUUAAUUGAAAUUCUCUUGUGUUUAUUAUAUAUUUAUUUCAACUUACACCAAUAGCAUAUCCUAUAAGAAGCUCUUCCAGUGACAAGAAUUUAGUCCAUUUUACCACUUUAUGGGUUUGUCAAAGUUUGAAUAAUAUAAUGAACAAGUUAAAAAAGUAUUUUUUCUCGAUUCAUACAUGUUUUAAAUCACAAAUAGCUUUUAUCAGUUAGUGUAAAACGUUUCUAUAUACAGUCAUAUUGUUUUGAUUUACAUUUACUUCUGUCAGUAUUAUUUUGUGAUUCCUGGUAGGUACUGAGUAUAUUAUAUUCAGUAAUGCCUUAUGAAUGCACCAUUGUUUAUUUGGAAGUGAAACUGGUGUGCUGCAACCUGUGAUGAAGAUAUUAUUAAUGCAGUGAAUUCAUAGCUCUGUCUUCUGUGAUUUAUUUUAUUUUUUUUACACAUACAUAUCAGUGAGUUCUAUACUUAAUGUUAUUUGAAUGUUUGAUUCUCAAAAGGUAUAAUAACGUUUUUGAUAUGUUGGAAAUUGAGUAUUUUACUGGAUAGUUCAUUGUUUCUAGUGUUUGAUUUUACUUUUUAACAAUAUUUUUUAUAUGAUAGUGAUCUUUACACAUAUCUAAUGUCACUUGAAUUUUUGAUGAAAUGGAAGGAGUAACUUGCAUAUGUAGCAAUGUAUUCCAGGAAAUCAUAUAAUCAUGAGUGAUAAUAAGUAAAGUUUUGAAUGUGUAUAUUGGAAUAUUUUACACUAUAGAGUAGGAUUUCUUGCUACCUAGACAGUGGCGUAGCAAGAGGGGGGGCAAUAGCCGUCAGGUGCAGGUGUGAAGGGGUGCAAAAUUUCCUCUGGCCUAUAAUGCCUAUUAAUUAAUAAUUAUGCCCUCCCCUAGGA
This is a messenger RNA of Limulus polyphemus (Atlantic horseshoe crab), 4004 nucleotides long. RefSeq lists its product as uncharacterized. The transcript is spliced from 12 exons. The record is from RefSeq and is a predicted model, not a curated record. Lineage: Eukaryota; Metazoa; Arthropoda; Merostomata; Xiphosura; Limulidae. The coding region runs from base 23 to 2485 and encodes 820 amino acids. Gene Ontology annotation, biological process: vesicle-mediated transport.